GAAGCAAAGACCGGGAAGGAGGGGAGCUCCACAGUAGGUGAAGCCGCUCGGUUCUCGCCACCAUAACUGAAGCAGGUGUCCAACAUGGCGAACGCAGGCUGCUGCUCUCUCGCGACUAUUCUCUUUUUAUCCAUCUUUCAGGCGGCUCUUCUCCAAGGAGCUGCACAGAUUCCAGUGGUGAGCCAGAACCUGGUGACGGACAACGUGUCGGUGGUGGAGGGCGAGAUGGCCAUCAUCAGUUGUCGGGUGAAGGACAACGACGACUCGGUCAUCCAGCUGCUCAACCCCAACAGACAGACCAUUUACUUCAGAGACAUGAGGCCACUAAAAGACGUUCGCUUCCAACUGGUCAACUUCUCCGACAACGAGCUGCGGGUGUCCCUGUCCAACGUGUCGCUGUCGGACGAGGGCCGCUAUGUUUGCCAGCUGUACACCGACCCGCCACAGGAGGCCUACGCCGACAUCACCGUGCUGGUGCCUCCAGGUAGCCCCAUCAUCGACGCCCGCGACGAGGUCCUGAGCGAGGGCAACGAGACGGAGAUGACCUGCACCGCCAUGAGCAGUAAGCCUGCCGCCACCAUCAGAUGGAUGAAGGGCGAUAAAGAGCUCCCAGGAAAGCCCAAAGUCGAGCUGACCUACGACAGGAUGUACACAGUAACCAGCCGCCUCACGUUCACCGUCAACAAGGAGGAUGACGGCGUACCUGUGGUUUGCAUCGUUGACCACCCCGCGGUCAAAGACUUCCAAGCACAGAAAUAUCUGGAAGUGCAGUACAAGCCCGAGGUUAAGAUCAUGGUCGAGUUUCCUCAGGGUCUGACGAGGGAAGGAGAGAACCUGGAGCUGACGUGUCAGGCCAAAGGCAAACCUCAGCCACAGCGGAUCAACUGGGUGAAGGUGGACGACGACGUGCCGUCCCACGCCGUCAUCACUGGCGCAGACCUUUACAUCGAAAACCUCAACAAGUCCUACAACGGAACGUACCGCUGCGUGGCGGCCAACUCCUUGGGGGAAGCUUACGACGACUACAUCCUCUACGUCUACGAUGCUCCCACCACCACCCCCACACCCACCACUGCCACCACCACCACCUUCAUCAACACCUCCUCCUCCUCCUCCCUCCACCACGAAGCCAGUCAAGACACUGCGCCCAGCACUGAACCUGCAGCUCAUGAUUCUCGAGCCGGCGAGGGAGCCCCCAGAACGGUGGACCACGCCGUGAUCGGCGGCGUCGUAGCCGUGGUGGUAUUCGCCAUGCUCUGUCUACUCAUCGUCUUGGGACGCUAUUUCGCGAGGCACAAAGGUACCUACUUCACGCACGAAGCCAAAGGGGCGGACGACGCGGCGGACGCCGACACGGCCAUCAUCAACGCCGAGGGCGGCCACACCAACUCUGAUGAAAAAAAGGAGUACUACAUCUAAAUCAAAGCAGGACCCCGACACCUUUACUGUCCUCUUUGGGACGCAGCUGUUUUGGGGGGGACUCGGGGAUGGGAAGGGGCGGGGGGGAUCUGAGAUGGUUCAAGGUCACCUUUAGUGGGGGUUAGACGGGAGAUGCGAAGAAAAGCCGUUUGUCUAGUCUAGUCCGCAGAUGUAGGUUGGAAUGUUUUAAGUGUUUCAAACUAAAUAGUAAUCAAAAAAGAAGGAUGGUUUUUGGGAUGGGGGGGGGGGGGGGGGUUGGGGUGCCAGAAAAUCACCGUAGAGAGCUUCACCAUUCAGCACCUACCUAACGACACGUUUAUUUUUCUUGUUGUUGUCGAGUCCCGACCGUUUUGCAGAAAAUUCUGUGCCUUGUUCGAAUUGUUUUCGUUGCGUUCACAGCCUUCCCCCCUCGUCGCGUCGGCUUUUGUAGCCGUCGAGGGUACGAAAAAAAAUGACAAAGCCACCCCCCUCCUCCCGCUCGUCCCCGACAACCACCACCCUCACUUCCUCUUUAAUGUGUCUACACAUUUCAUUACAACAUUCCAGUAUACUGUGAUAUAUCUCCGACCAUUACGUGUGUUCCCCCCCCCCCCCCCCCCCCACUUGGAGAAAAAAAAAAUGCAUGGAAUGCUUUACCAUAUCAUUGUACAUAUUAAUGACAAACAGUUGUGGACUGUAAAUGCCCCCCAGCCUCCUCACUGCUUCCCAAACACGACCACCUUCAGAGUAUAAACAAAAAGAAGGCAGCAAAAACAACGGAAAGAACUUCAUGUUUGGUAACCUCAGUUGUGACCGCCGCACAAUGCCAACCGUGUCAUUAUUUUGAUUGCAUAUUCUGUGCUGGGUUAUUUCCGUUGCUUUCCCGCCCUUUCCUCACGAGCUCUAAUUGAGUCACAAUGGCGACACUCAAUGGGAUCGCAAUUUACCCACUGGCGAACCAAAAACAAAUUGAAAUAUCCGAUAUUGGCAACAGGAGCGGGCGAAGUCCAUCCAUCCAUUUUCUACAGAUCUUGUUUUUCACACGCAAUGACAGAAACUCAAACGUUCCGCAAUUUAGCGUCAUCAGUCUUUCUAGUAUACGUGGUUUGAAUUCAGUCAAAAAUGUCUAGUUUGUCUUGAAAGUACCUGUGGGGAUGGCCAGAGGCAGUUUUGGAUUGCUAAUCAGAUUGACAGUGGAAACGCAAACUCAAGCGUCUUCAAUUUGUCGAGUGUACGUGAUGUACAGUAAAUCCGCAAACAUUUCGAGAGCGGCCAAGACUGGUUGCCAACCGAAGGCGCAUAAAGACAACAUGCUCACAUUUGCACCAAAGGACAAGGUCUUCAAAACGAACCGAACAUGUUUUUGGAUUGUGGGAAUAACCCGGACAAAACCCUUGUAAGCACAGGGAGAACUUGCUAGCUCAACACUUGAAGGCAAAUUCAAACCCAGAACCUCUCAACUGCAUAGCAGACGUGCUAACCACUAGGCUACCCAAACUCCAUUACAAAGUCCAAUUAUUGGAAAAGUCGAUUUCACACAAAAAGAAUAAGAAUAAGUCCAGCCACAUAUCAAAGGAAACAAUGUUGACAUCCUGAAAAUUACGAUUCCAAUCAUCAAAAGUAGCUAACCUCGUUAGCUUAGCUUGCUAGCGCCACAGAGAGGAAAGCGGCGCUUUCACGUGAGUACCAUAACUUUUAGCCCAAAGUAUAACUCCGCAGAAGUAAACACUAAUCUGUCAAGCCAAACAAAUCUCAAUAUAGCUCUGUUUACCUUUUAGUCGGUUGUUUGAUUUGACUACAGCCGGGUGGGCAAUCACAUCCAGAAAAUCGACUAUUUGUUCACAAGCCAUUAAAAAGCCAAUCUUACGUAAUAUUGUUCUUUCAAUUUGGGGUUUUGGAAACGCUAGCCCCCCAAAAAUUCCCUUCAACCACCUUGAAUAACGCAUAUUUAACCAUUACUACCUUUAAAA
Molecule: messenger RNA, 3368 nt
Organism: Phyllopteryx taeniolatus (common seadragon)
Lineage: Eukaryota; Metazoa; Chordata; Actinopteri; Syngnathiformes; Syngnathidae
Gene: cadm1a
Product: cell adhesion molecule 1a
Exons: 12
Coding region: 85-1419 (444 amino acids)
Biological process (GO): detection of stimulus; cell recognition; susceptibility to natural killer cell mediated cytotoxicity
Cellular component (GO): neuron projection; synapse; plasma membrane
Molecular function (GO): signaling receptor binding
Source: RefSeq, a predicted model, not a curated record